AUGGCGUCGUCUAUGGAUGAUCAAUAUAAUUCUCUUAUUCGGAAUGACACUUGCAGGUCUUAUGCUUCCGUCAACUUAAAGGGAGGACUAUGGGAAACUUUCAGUCCGAUAAUCAAGCCUUGUACAAUUCGUGUUGUUCUUACUUUUGCCAUUACAUCUGCCUGGCCUAUUCGUCAACUUGAUAUUCAGAAUUCGUUUCUCAAUGGUUUUCUUACGGAGGAGGAACCAAGGGCGUGGUAUACUCGACUUAGUGUGUUUUUACAACAACUUGGUUUUCUCACUUCUCGAGAAGAUUCUUUCUUGUUUAUUCGUCGUUCAAAUGGUGAUGUUACUUAUCUUCUAGUGUAUGUUGACGAUAUUAUAUUAACAUGCUCCUCUUCUUCUUUUUUGCAACAUCUUAUUGAUACCCUCCAUAAGGAAUUUGCGCUUAAAGAUAUUGGUGAGUUGUCUCUUUUUUUUCUCGGUGUUGAGGUUACCAAAACGAGUGAUGGUCUGUUUUUCUCUCAGCACCGGUGUAUUGAAGAUUUAUUUGAACGUGCCAAUAUGCAAGGAGCUAAGCCCGUGAGUACUCCUUUUACCACUUCUAUUGAGUUAAGUCCGCAAGGUGGAGUUCCUUUGAAAAAUCCUACUGAAUAUCGUAGUCUUGUUGGAGGUCUUCAAUACUUGUUGAUCACACGCCCUGAACUUGCUUUCCCGGUUAAUAAGGUCUGUCAAUUUUUGCAACAUCCUACUGACAAGCAUCUUCUUCUUGUUAAUAGAAUUUUGCGCUAUUUACAAGGUACUUGUUCUUAUGGUCUUACUCUCCGGCCUUCUUCUUCUUUGAAAUUGAGUUUUCAAGCAUAUACAGAUGCGGAUUGGGCUGGUGAUCCAACUGAUAGACGUUCCACUAGUGGUUAUUGUGUUUACUUAGGAUCGAAUAUCAUUUCUUGGAGUGCUCGAAAACACAAAGUAGUCUCUAAGUCCAGUACCGAGGCUGGAUAUCGAGGGCUUGCUAUUGCUACUGCUGAACUCAUAUGGAUUGAGUCUCUACUCAAAGAACUUCAGAUUUCGGUUUUUACUUCUCCUGCCUUAUGGUGUGAUAAUCUUGGUGCUACAUAUCUUACCAUGAAUCCUAUAUUUUAUGGUCGUACUAAACACAUUAAAAUCGAUUAUCAUUUUGUUCGUGAACGGGUUCAACGUGGUCAACUUAUUAUUCAUUUUGUUUGUUAUGAGGAUCAGAUUGCAGACAUCUUUACUAAACAUCUUUCAAGAGAUCGUUUCUCGUUUCUUCGCUCUAAGCUUACUGUCACUGACCACCCACUUAGAUCUAUGGAGGGUGUUAGAGUAUAG
This is a messenger RNA of Papaver somniferum (opium poppy), 1329 nucleotides long. RefSeq lists its product as uncharacterized. The record is from RefSeq and is a predicted model, not a curated record. The transcript is spliced from 3 exons. Bases 1 to 1329 code for a protein of 442 amino acids. Lineage: Eukaryota; Viridiplantae; Streptophyta; Magnoliopsida; Ranunculales; Papaveraceae.